CACACCCUCCGGUCCCACCUCCUCCUCCCCACCCGACCUCGCCACCGCCCGCUCUCCAUGUCGGCCCCGGCAUCGACCAACGUCUCCGAGCUCCUCGCGACCGCCCACUGGGCCGCCCUCGCCCACAGCCAGCAGCGCCGCAAGUCGGGCGCACAGCCUGCCUACAUCCAGCACCCGCUCCACGUCGCCUCCCUCCUCGCCGCACCCGCCUCGUCCCUCCACCCGGACCCGCCCCUCGAGGUCCUCCAGGCCGCUAUCCUCCACGACACGGUCGAGGACACCCACGUCACCGAGCAAGACUUGCUCGAACGCUUCGGCCCCGUCGUCACACGGAUAGUUCUCGAGUGCUCGGACGAUAAGGACCUCAACAAGGAGCAGCGCAAGCAGGCCCAGAUCGACUCGGCGCCGCACAAGUCGGACCAAGCCAAGCACGUCAAACUCGCCGACAAGCUGUCCAACCUGACCGACCUCAUGAGCCCCGAGGGCCGACCAGCAGGGUGGAGCGUCAAGCGCAUCCAGGAGUACUUUAUCUGGGCCAAGCGCGUGACAGAUGGCUGCGUCGACGUCAACCCGGGCCUCGGCGCACAACUCGACGAGAUCUACCGCUCGGCCACGUUCGAGCACGGCGGCAAGACGUACCCUUGCCAUCCGCACUACGAGUGAGCGAGGAACGACAGAGCGUGCGACGAUUUGCGU
Rhodotorula graminis WP1 is the source of this 696-nucleotide messenger RNA. RefSeq lists its product as uncharacterized. The record is from RefSeq and is a predicted model, not a curated record. Bases 58 to 663 code for a protein of 201 amino acids. Gene Ontology annotation, molecular function: guanosine-3',5'-bis(diphosphate) 3'-diphosphatase activity. The transcript has 5 exons. NCBI's taxonomy places the organism in Eukaryota, Fungi, Basidiomycota, Microbotryomycetes, Sporidiobolales, Sporidiobolaceae.